AUGAACUUGAAGCACUUAAAGAAUCACAAGAAAUGCAGAACGAAACACUCGACUAGAAGGAACCCUAGGCAGCAGGCCAGGACCAGCCACAGGAAUGGGCCUCAGGCCGAUUGGGCCAGCGACAGCGGUGAUGUUGCCAUGGGCAGGGUUGGUGACUCCUGGGUGGGAAAGGCUGGGUGCUUGGUCCACCACCAAUACAGUGACGAGACGAGAUAA
This is a messenger RNA of Linum trigynum, 216 nucleotides long. The record is from the annotation of a GenBank genome assembly. Lineage: Eukaryota; Viridiplantae; Streptophyta; Magnoliopsida; Malpighiales; Linaceae.